GUGAUGAGCUCACAAAGAUCUUUAAUCUCCUUUCUGACCAAAACACUGCCACACUAGUGGCAUCAAGGGCUUUUAUAGCCCAAAGUGAGGAUUCCUCUUCUCUAUACCCCUAUAUCUACUGUUCACUACCGUCUUCAUCCCCCCUCCCCCCUACUCUCUCUCUCUCUCUGAAAGAAUUGUUGGAAAUUUACUUGUACUCCUCUUGACUCUAUUCUUGUUCGACUGGGUACUAAUCCAGUUGUCAAUUAUCUCUGUGGAAAGAGGGUAGCGCAGAGAUGGGUUAGGCUAAAUCGGAGAUGGGUUUAGAGUUCUGGGUCUAGUUUGGUUUUUCCGAUUAGGGUGAAUGGAAUCGGAUGGGUUGAAUGGCAAGGCCUUGUGGGAGAGGCAGAAGAGAGAGACUAGGGGGGAGAUACAGAAGCAGCACCAUAAGCAAGAUAAGAUUGGAAAGAAGAGAGAGACUAGGGAGGAGAAAACCCAUUAAGAGAGAGUCUUCUCAAUCGAAAGCUGGAACAGGACAAGCACAACAAGGGUCUGAGUCUGGAUCCUCAGAGCAUUCAUCAUCAUCAUCAUCAUCUUCAACAUCUUCAGAACCAGAACCAAGUUCGAGCUUCAAGACAUGUAGAAGAGGAAGGAGAAGAUGAAGAUGACCAGGACACGGUUGAAAAAGAACAGCCACAAGCCUUCUAUGGACACCACCAUCACCAUCUUCAACACCAGCUCUUGUAUGAACAAUUAGACUCACCACCACCACCUCUACCACCACGCAAGAAACUCUCUUACUUUCCUUCUUGCUCAUCGGUGGAGCAAAACUCCGAAUAUGCAAAAUUGGGCGAAAAAAUGGGAGACGCUCAUUACCAAGACCACCACCAGCAACGGCCCCGGACAACAUCGUCGAGAUUGGGGCUAAGAAACUCCGGCGGCGAGAUCGUGGAAGUUCAAGGCGGUCACAUUGUUCGGUCCACCGGCCGAAAAGACAGGCACAGCAAAGUCUGCACCGCAAAAGGCCCGAGGGACCGUCGAGUCAGGCUCUCAGCCCACACCGCCAUUCAAUUCUACGACGUCCAGGACCGCCUUGGCUACGACCGCCCGAGCAAAGCCGUGGAUUGGCUCAUCAAAAAGGCCAAAGCGGCUAUAGACGAGCUUGCGGAGCUACCCGCAUGGAAACCCACCAUUGGUUCAACAGGAAAUUCAAUAUUUGAAGACAACCAAGCCCAAAGACAGCAUGAAGAUCAUCAUCAGCAACUUCGUCUCCACCACGACGAUUUGGUGGACUCCAUUGCUGGUCCUUCGAGCAAUAGAGCAGUAACUAUGUUAGGGACUGGUAAUCAGAAUCAACAGCUAGAAAUGAAUAACAAUAGAAGCAAUCCAGGCCAUGAGAAUAGCUCUAGUUUCUUGCCACCAUCUUUGGAUUCUGAUUCUAUUGCUGAUACUAUCAAGUCUUUCUUCCCAAUGGUUGCUUCAACGGCGACUAAUUCAUCCGCAAUUCCGUUUCAUGGCUUCCCAUCAUCGGAUUGCAAUUUGCUGUCCAGAACCAGUAGUCAGAGCCAAGAUCUGAGGCUCUCACUUCAAUCUUUUCAAGAUCCAAUCCUUCUCCACCACCAUAACCAACAAACCCAGCACCAACAUUCCACAAAUCAGAAUGAACAAACCCUUUACUCUGGAACAACCCCAUUUGGGUUUGAUUCGGGCUGGUCUGAAAAUCAGCAUACGGAGAUUGGUAGGUUUCAGAGAAUGGUGGGUUGGAAUGCCGGUGGAGACACCGGUACUGGUGGUGGAGGUGGAGGAUUUGUAUUCAAUUCGCCGCCGACGCCGCCGUUUCUGCAGCCGUUGUUCGGCCAACCACAGAUGUUUUCUCAGAGGGGACCCCUUCAGUCCAGUUACACACCUUCGAUUCGUGCUUGGAUGGACCCAUCCGCCAUUGCUAUGAGCACCACUGAUCAUCAUCGUCACCAACAGCUUCAUCAAACAGUACUACCCAUCCAUCCAUCUUCGAUAUCUGGAAUUGGAUUUGCCUCUGGAGUUGGCGGAUUCUCCGGGUUCCGUAUUCCAGCACGAAUCCAGGGUGAAGAAGAGGAACACGACGGCAUUUCCGACAAGCCGUCCUCUACUUCCUCCGAUUCACGCCAUUGAUUUAGCUCAAAAACUAAAACUCUCUCUAUCUAACAGGACUUAAUCCAUGGUCUACAAGAGCAACCAAGAACUACCAGUUGUUGCCGUUAUAGCUCUUAACUGGGUUCAACCUGGCAAAGGGGAGAGUUUUCAGUCAGCUCAAUCCAAUGGCUGCGACCGCUAGUAGAAGAAUUCUGAAUAUAGUUCAGGUUUUCUGAUUGCGUUUAGCUGUUUGAUGUUACUUAUGUCUAUGUUUUAACUUCUGCUUUCAAUUUGAGUGAGCUUUCACUGCUCAACUUUGUGACUCUGGGUUGCUUUGUGUUUCUGUUGUUAGACAUGUGAUUUUAUGACUGUUUGCUUAAUUGUGGAGUGUUCUUGAGUUAGGACUAUUGAAAAAGACAGUUUGUUGCGUCGAAGUUUACAAACUGGCUCACACUGGUUUCUCUCAGACAUGGCAAUUCUUGAUAGAGAAAUGCCAGAUAAUUCACUCGUCAUUUUGGUAUCAAAUUGUGUAGUGAUAAUGAUUUGAGCUUUGUGUUGAUUGCUUAAAUAAAAUAUUGAGCUAGAGUGA
Messenger RNA from Ilex paraguariensis (yerba mate), 2680 nucleotides. The record is from the annotation of a GenBank genome assembly. Lineage: Eukaryota; Viridiplantae; Streptophyta; Magnoliopsida; Aquifoliales; Aquifoliaceae.